Molecule: messenger RNA, 1824 nt
Organism: Pyricularia pennisetigena
Lineage: Eukaryota; Fungi; Ascomycota; Sordariomycetes; Magnaporthales; Pyriculariaceae
Exons: 2
Coding region: 1-1824 (607 amino acids)
Source: RefSeq, a predicted model, not a curated record
AUGGCGAGCAGGACCAUAAUACGGCUCAAGCUUCCCCAGAAGAAGGCUCCGGUCAAACCACCGGUCAAGCGACGCCGGUGCUCAGACACCUCAUCAAGUUCGCUUGAUCUAUCCGACGAUGGAGGCUACUCCGCCGUUGAGGAUGUCAGUGAUGAUGAGGAUGACGACGAGGAGGAUGUCUACGCGGCCGAGGCAGAGCAUAUAAUCAACCGUGUGACGCAACCAAAGCACACAGCUAGCUCUUCUCGGCCACAACUUGAAGACAGCGACGACGAGGAUGAGGAUGAAGAAGAUGAGGCCGACGACGAAAACGAGGAAGAAGAAGAGGAGGAAGACGACGACCAGGAAGACGACCUCCCAGAGUGGAAUGGCAUAGUAUCAGACCCUGAAGAUCAACCUCUCGUCGAGCAACAGCCCGUGGAGCGGCAUGUCCGUUUCACAGGCGUUCCCGACUCUGAUUCGGAUGACACGUUGUCAGAUGUCUCCGACUAUAACCAAGAGUUCUUCCCCGACAUUUUUGUUGAGCAGGCGUCGCUCGAUCCUGCUUUUCGCCGUCAAGUUGAGCAGGAUCCCGACGAUACGUCUAGUGUCGGCUCUUUCUGGGAUUUUGAAGAUGCGCAUGAUCAAAUGUUCGCCCCCCAAGGCUCUCUGGUUACAGAAGAUGCCACUGGAAGUCAGCUUGCAAGUGCGGCCUCCACGCCCGCCCGGAAUAUUGAGGAGCUUGAUGAUAGCUCGGAGUCUCUGGACGGUUAUGAGACGGAUGGCGAAACCACGGAAGAGGACAUACCUACAGAGCCACUCAUCCGCAAGAAACAAAUCCGUCGCAUCGAGACCGCUGAUGGCUCGUCAGAUUCAGACACUGCAAGUCCGGCCAAGUCAGCAAAGGCCGCCAAAACUUCUAUCCAGCGAUUUCGCAGCAAAGCUGGCAAGCCCCGCGUCGGGCAUUUCGAUUUGGACAACAAUGAUAGCAAGCCCGUGGGCGUUAUGGAUCCUGUUACUCGCAAGAUGAUCAUCUUCACCCCGUCCAAGACACGGCGCUUGGAGUUGUCUCAAGAGUCUCUCAACUGGCAAGAUUCUGAGAUUACCAACAUGAUUGGCAUGCAGCAGUCCCCAAUUCUCAGCAACUCGGGGAGCAUGAUGUUUGGCGCCAUGUUCUCCAACAAUGCCAUGGGAGACUUUAUGAACAAUUUGCCCGUUGGGCCGGAGGAGGCAUUCUAUCCUCUCAACUCGGAUGCCAUGUCCUACUCGGAUGACUCCACUGGAUCCGAGAACAUGGAUUUUGUUGGCGACGAAGGCGAGAAGGACCUGAAGCUGGAUGAUUUCCUCAUCUUUGAUUCUAAUGACACCGGGGAUGAGGCGGAGACGGCCAAUCCUUCGGAAGAUGAGAAUGAUGGCGGCGCAACGCCUACUCCAGGGCGCCGUCAUUCUGUCGCCGCUAGCUCAGUCAGCGAUGCCACAGUCAACGGCAAUGGCGACAUCCACCCGCUGCUGGCCCACUUCGAUCGUAAUUCCGAAAAGGUCGGGGCUUUCCGUCGCGAUCAGGUCAAUAAGCAACUCAUCCUGAGCGACAUGGCAACUGAAGAGUCGUUGCUCUUCUCUAAUGGGUACUCGAACCCAAUCAGGGGCGUCAGAAGUGACAGUCUGAAUAACAUCACAGCCCCCUUGACACCUGUGCGACGGCGCAAGUCAUCAGUCAGUGCAUACCAGCACAUGAUAAGCAGUCCUCUGGACAGCGUUGCCCAGAAACGUAAAGCGUCCUCCAACCUCAACGAGGCGCACAAGAGGCAACGGAGCAUCUCAGACGUCCGGUCACUGCAGAUAUGA